CCAACGGGCGUUAUAUCCCGACUUGUGACCACUGACAGUCGUAGAAAGAAGAGACCAAUCUUCCGCUCCUGCCUCCCGCAAGCUAUACUCGACAUGAAAGGCUCGCCUGAUUUACUUGAAGCUCGUUGUUCAUUUGUGGAUAGUGCAGGCAUCUGCGACACCAAAGAUUCCAUUCUUGAAGAGUACUUUUCCUGCCCCACUCUACUUUCCCUUUGGUUGCCAUCUCUCAACUUCUUUGGCUAAAGGCCGCGAUACGAACUCUUGUUGGAGAAUAUCAUAGGAUGCGUUCUUUCUCGAUACUGUAGAUAUGCUCAACCAUUGGCGGCAUGUGUGCAAUCUCGAACCAUAAUGCCAACCUGCAACAUCGCCUCCGACUUUUUGAACAGCUGUUUCGCCAAUAUGAGUGCAAGAAGCUCACCAGUUGAGCCACUUGUGUCACCAAGCCUGGAGGACAUCAAGUUCCGUUGUCCACGGUGCCCACGAAGCUUCAAGCGCAUGGAACACUUGAAAAGACAUAGGCGUACCCAUGAUGGAACGAAACAGUUUGUAUGUUCUACAUGCUCUAAAGGAUUUGCGAGAAGCGACAUACUCCACCGCCAUGAACUUAUUCAUUCGGCAACAACCCAUGAUGCAGCUGAUACCAGAAGAAAGAGGGCUUGUCUAGAAUGUGCCAAAGCUAGAGAACGAUGCACGAAAGGGGCUCCGUGCUCUAGGUGUUCUGCACGGUCGUUGAAAUGUACAUAUCCUCAGGGCAAUUCUGAGGACCUGACACGAGCAGCGGUCCAACCCACGAUCACAAUUGAUAGCCAGCAAAGGCAUCUUCACUAUCAGUCUCCCGAAUAUAGCGGCCUUGCAGCAUUGAAUAUGACCACUUCUAAUCCACUGACUGAGUAUGGUCCGGAGGGAUUCGGCAACAUGCAAUAUGCAGAUGUCUAUCCUGGAAGUCUGGAAGGAGCCACCAUCCCUGUGACUUUUCCACAAGCUGCCAGGACUCCGAUCAGUACCAGCACUCAGAGUCCUGUUCCAUCUUUAGGGGUUCCAUCAUCGACGCAGGACAUCUAUAACCCCUUCGGCUACGCACCAAGGGCCGCAUCAACGCUCGGAUCACUUCAAAUCCAGCCAACAUACAGCCCUGCUAUUGCAUCGCCGAUUAGCUGGACUUCUACAACUGAGACUGCCGAUGUCGCAUACCAAGCUCUACCAGGGCUUGGAAUCAGCAGAGUAGAUCUCUCUCCGACAUCACAUAGCGAAAUACAGUCGCCGGUGAUUCCGAUAGCAACAAGCUCGUACAUGUCCGGCACAUGGAUUACAGACUCCAGAUUGGUGCAGCAGAACUACAGUGAUGCACGAAAUCAGUCCGUGAGUUCCGACGCACCUUGCUCUAGCCCUUGGAUGUCCUUGUCUACGAUGAGAAGCACGUCACCAGCAUUUCGUUCCUCCCGAGACGCACCAACACCAGUAUCGCCGUGGAAUGAUACUUUCGGAGGCCUGAAUGUUUCACACAGUACACCAACCUAUGCACCUGUGCCACAAAGAAGGCCGAACUUUGCGACUAUGGACCAGGAGUCGUUCUGGAUCCCGCCAUUGAGUACAUUCUCACACGACAGAACAGAGACACACACUGAUUUCCCAAGGAUUAGUGUAAUAGUGUAUACCAAAAUCGUGCAGCGGUUUCGAAAGCUCUGCAUCAACCCGACAGGGGCAUAUGCAUCAUUUCUUAGCGUAGAUUUCCCAAGCUUGGGAUACUUGAAUCUCUUUGUUGGUCUAUAUUUCCAACAUUUUGAUCCCGUCCUCCCAGUUAUACACUCACAGCAACAUGAUUUGGAUGACUUUUGGCCGCUUUCAGUGGCCUUAAGUGCUGUUGGCUGCCAAUAUAGCAAAAGCCCAGAGCUGUUAAUGUGUGCUGGGCCAUUACAUGAAUUUCUCAGGAGAGCGCUGGCUGUUGAGCUGGACUCCGGAAACUGGGCCCGGCAUGUUGUACCACUUGCUCAGGCUCUUGUUCUUAGCCAAAUCGGCAGCCUCUACGGUGGCUCGAAGCAGUCUAUCGCUCUAGCUCGGGCCAGACACAGGACACUGGUAGAAAUCGUGGAGACAUAUGGGCUGUUACGGUCCCAGUCGGGUUGGGCUCUGACAGGUCUGGUAGAAGAAAGUUGGCGGCAGUGGCUUGGGGAUGAGACCAAGCGUCGACUUGGCUAUUCCAUUUGGCUGUUAGAUUCUAUGUCGGCUUAUCAUUUCGGGCAGAGACCUCUCCUUUGUCUGGAAAAUGCGCAAUGUGAGCUACCAUAUGCGUCCCUGUGGACCGCCAAGACGGCAUCGGAAUGGCUGGAGAGGUUCAAUAUUCUGACCAGUAGGUCAGUUGCUCCUGUUGGUGCUGGUAGCAAACUCAUACCGCCAGGAAACCGGACUUUGCCUGCGGCGAUGAAUGUUUUGCACUUGAACGGAGAAAUGACGGGUGACCUCGGCGACUUUGGUCAACUCAUUCUUCUGCACGGUAUUUAUGAGGAUACGAUCCGAUCCAGGAACAAUUUCUCUCCCACAAGAUCCUCCCUCAUACUAUCCGCAAAAACAAAGAGGGAGGCAGCACGAAGCAUAGCGUCUCAGCAUCGUACGUCACUGGAAUAUGUCGAGAUGAUGAACCGAGCAGCAAUGAACGAUCUCUACCAGACUGGCAUCGAACCCACGUCCGUGCUCCAUCUGGCUAUCGCACGAAUAGUGCUACUAGUACCAUACGACAGCAUACAGAUGUUGGCCAAAUCCGUCGCAUCGCAGCAACCAGGACGUAUGAACCUGCCGGACAAUGCCAUCCAGGCGGAACAGGCGGUCCUCCACUGGGCUCAGCAGGCAGACCGAAGCGCACGGGUGGCGGUAAUACACUGCGGAAUAUGUAUAUGGCAUCUGAGAAGGAACAGCAACAAUGCCUUCUACGAGCCUAUAUCUGCCUUCCUGGCAACCCUGACGGUAUGGGCAUAUAGCCGUUACACCUCUCGGACACUUCAGGAGGGCCAAGAGAAGGCCCUGGAACUUCUCGACAGGAUACCAAGCGGAGAGGCUACCCGUAAAGCUGGCCCGAACGUUCGACCCGAACCAGAAUUUAUACAAUUAGAUGGCCCGAAUGACGACCAGACGCUGCAGUUGUUCAUCAGGUUGGGCGGGCCGUCAACAAUACGCGCGCAUAUGACAGGGGUCGGCAACAUAUUCUCGUCGUCGGGUCCGGUGAAUAUCGUGAAGGAGGGACGCAAGAUAUUGGCAAGUGUGUCCUCGGUUUGGGGCCGCUCGCAGGAAUAUGCCGUUAUAUUGGAAGCGCUUGAGAUAUAUAGCAUGGAUAACUUGGCGCACAUGACCUGA
Messenger RNA from Truncatella angustata, 3345 nucleotides. RefSeq lists its product as uncharacterized. The record is from RefSeq and is a predicted model, not a curated record. The transcript has 4 exons. The coding region runs from base 349 to 3345 and encodes 998 amino acids. Lineage: Eukaryota; Fungi; Ascomycota; Sordariomycetes; Amphisphaeriales; Sporocadaceae. Gene Ontology annotation, biological process: DNA-templated transcription; regulation of DNA-templated transcription. Gene Ontology annotation, molecular function: DNA-binding transcription factor activity, RNA polymerase II-specific; DNA binding; zinc ion binding.